Molecule: messenger RNA, 3852 nt
Organism: Magnolia sinica
Lineage: Eukaryota; Viridiplantae; Streptophyta; Magnoliopsida; Magnoliales; Magnoliaceae
Product: phosphate transporter PHO1 homolog 3-like
Biological process (GO): cellular response to phosphate starvation; phosphate ion transport
Cellular component (GO): trans-Golgi network; plasma membrane; Golgi apparatus
Molecular function (GO): inositol hexakisphosphate binding
Source: RefSeq, a predicted model, not a curated record
GAUUCCAUCUCUCGACCUUGCAAUCCCAAUGGUGAAACAUUGGCACCAUGUCAAAUGAAAAAUGCAAUGUUGUGAAGAUUCACUCAUUUUAAUCGAUUUUGUUGUUCUUAAGCAAUGAAAAUUUUCUUUUUGGGAUCUUUUGCAGGGAAAGAACUCUAUGAUAACUUUUCUCUAUCAUCAUUUGCAGGAUUUUUUUCUGGUUGCUCAGCAUCACUCUUGGUGGCCCUUAUUUUGAUAGUUCAUGCCCACAAAAUUAUAGAUAAAAAAGGGCGUACUACAUACAUGCAAACCAUGUUUCCCCUUUAUAGCUUAUUUGGAUUCAUCGUCCUACAUAUGCUUAUGUACACUGCAAAUAUCUACUUCUGGAGGCACUAUCGUGUCAAUUAUCCGUUUAUAUUUGGAUUCAAGCAAGGGGCUGAAUUAGAUUACAGAGAGGUCUUCCUUCUCAGCACUGCUGUUGCAGUAUUAGCACUGGCUGGUGUCCUCACUAACUUGGAUAUGGAUAUAGACACAGAAACAAAAGACUACAAGAUACUAACGGAAUUGGUCCCUUUGGGCUUAGUCAUAUUUGUACUUCUUGUGACAUUCUGUCCUUUCAACAUCAUAUAUCGUUCCAGUCGCUUAUUCCUACUCCAAUGUGCAUUUCAUUGCAUUUGUGCUCCUCUGUAUAAGGUUACCCUGCCAGACUUUUUCUUGGCGGACCAGCUAACUAGCCAGGUGCAGGCCAUUCGUAGUCUUCAAUUCUACAUCUGCUACUAUGGUUGGGGAGAUUUCGAAUUCAGAGAGGAGAAGUGCACCACAUACAAUGUUUAUAAUACUUUUUUAUUCAUUGUGGCAAUGAUUCCAUAUUGGGCACGCUUCCUUCAGUGUGUCAGGCGCACAUUUGAAGAGAAAGAUGUAAUGCAAGCAUACAACAGACUGAAAUACUUUGCUACAAUCAUUGCAGUCAUCAUGAGGACUGCUUAUGAUGUGGAAAAGGGAAUGGGUUGGAGGGUACUGGCUGCAAUCACUUCAGCAAUUGCAGCUGUUGUCAGUACAUACUGGGACCUUGUCCAUGACUGGGGACUUCUGCAAAGGACAUCAAAAAACCAUUCGCUGAGAGACAAACUCCUCAUCUCACACAAAAGUGUUUUUUUUACAGCCAUGGUUUUGAAUAUCCUGCUGAGAUUUGCUUGGGUGCAAUCAGUUUUCGGUUUUCAAGUGUCUUUCAUGCAUAGAAACGCCUUAACUACAACUUUUGCCUGCCUGGAGAUCCUUAGACGUGGCAUGUGGAACUUCCUCAGGUUGGAGAACGAGCACUUGAACAAUGUUGGAAAGUAUCGUGCAUUCAAGUCGGUGCCCCUUCCUUUCAACUACGAUGAAGAUGAAGACAGAUGAGUAGGUACAUGAGGUCUUGAAUGCGAGAGAUGAUGGAUGAAGCAGUCUCCUUAGCAUGCUAGAGUGUUAUAUUAACAAUACAUACAGAAAAAUUCACUGGAACAAAGAAAAGCCACAUGCCAUGACAUCAAGGACUGGGAAUGUAAUCCCAAAGGAAUGAAUCCAUCUUGGCCAGUACCCUGUUCUCUAAUCCUCAAUCAUUCAUCGACUCAGUCAGCAAAAUAAAAGUGACAAGUCAUGCAAUAUUCAACAUGACCUUUCCUUAAAUAUUAUUGUUGCACCAUUUGUCUACUCUUCUUCUUCUUCUUUUUUAAUCUUUUUUUUUUUUUUGUUUCAAGUGUAGUGGUUCCAUUUACAUACAGUCAUACUUGAAAACAUUGUAGGAUCUUCAUUGAGUCUGAACCAGAACUCUUGCUUUUAGUCAUUAGCAGCCGAAUUUAUUGAUUUUUUAAAAAAACUGUAAUGGAUAACAUGGUUGAGAUGUCAUAUCCCAUGGAUGGCUUCUUUUUUUUUUAAUUCUGUUUAGUGGAAGCCGAGCGCAUUCAUUUUUUAUGAGUAACAUGGCUAGGAUGCUGUAACCUUUUGGAAGGCAUCUGUCAAGUUCAGAACAUUUGUGUGCAAGAUGGUUCCUGCUAACUUGAUACUCAACAGCCUUAUGAGAACUCCCACAUGCCCUAUUUGAAUAAAUCAAAUAGUGAGGCAUGUACAAGUUGACCUUAGAAUGCAAAUGACCCAUAGGAUUCAAUUAAAAAAGGGGGAUUGAGGGUUCAGGAUUAUUGAUGGCAUGGACUGCCAGAUCUUGUAGAAUGAGUGGAGUUGCAAUGAAUACAAGUAGCAUGCUGCAGCUAAUUUUCACCUAAUAUCUGUUUAAUGUGCAUGCACUGUUUCAUAGUUCCUUUCUACAAGGGAAUGCCAAGAGAAGUAAUAAAAAAUUUAAAUUUGAUGUUAUGAUUUGGACGUCUUAUUCUGGAAUGCUUUUAAGAAAUUCCUUUUACUAGUUUCAUAUAAAUUUAAACUGAUCACUAGAACAAGAAUUCAAUAUGAAUCCGGCCCCUCGUGGUUUCCCAAUAGGAUAAAAUCUUCAGAAGAUUGGGUUUCUCUGUUGGUAAGGAAAAGAACUCUAAGCCUUGUACAGGUUGAUGUAUGGCAUGGUAAAAUGAUAUUAGCUUCUCCAAGACCCAGUUCCUACUACUCUUUCGAUGAUUUACAUUCAUUUCGUUGAUUCCAAUAGUUCUGCAGUUCUCUCAGGGCAAAUACUACGAAACUUCCAAACAAUUACCAUGACUUCUAUAACUGUAGUUGCCACAGAUUUGGAUUCCUUAGAAUUACAAACCUGAUAUAAUAGCUUGAAAUCAAUUACAACAUUCAAAGUAGUAGUUAGAACAGAAAGUUAGGUGAGAACAAAUAAAGAAAGUGAAAAAAAAAAAAAAAACAGGAACAGCUGCUAUAGCUGUUGUAAGAGAUGCCGUAGACUUAACUAUUGUGGCCAUACUGUUACAAAUACAAUAGCAUGCCUUUUGGACUUUAUAAUAGUUUAAUGUCUCUUUAUGACAUAUAACAGCUAUUACACCGGCAAAAUGCUUAUGAAAGCUAGGAUUUUUGGAAUGGCAAUGAUUAAUUAAAACAAACAGAAAUGGCAAAAUGCAAAAAUGAUCAUGAUCAGCCCACCACAAACGAUGGAGAAUUAGAACCCCAGGAAACAUUGAAAGAUUCCGUAUUACAGCUCAAGAAUAUUUUGAGACAUGAGGCCAAGAAAAUCACUCUGUUCCUGGCAUUAAGGAACACCUGCCCAGAAGAUUCAACUUUGUUACAGGACCUGCUAUUCCUUUAUACUAAUCAAAGCAUGCAAGGAAGCAUAGUCUCCAAAGAGAUUUUCUUUCAUUCCCCUAACAAGCCCCCUUCCAAGCUUUGUAAAAUGAAUGAAUUUUGACAGGUAACUGAUUGAAGAAAAUCCACACCCAAGAAACCCCAUAAAGAGAGGAAUCCCUAGCGAACCAACCACACUCUCUUAGGCCAUCCUUUGGUCCACAACACAAGCCUCCAUAAUGAGUCCCCCUUCUAUACCAAACUUCCAGAGGGGAUUACAAACCAUGGUCCAAUCAAGAAAUGAAAUUUGUGCUUUUCCUUGCUAACUUUUCACAUCUCAAGUGUUGGUAGUGUGUUCUCUUGAGAUCCAGGUUGAUUUUAUUAUUGAUUUGAACUUGAUCAUGAGUGACCAUUUGUAAUGAACGGAAUUUGGUCAUUAGUGACCUUUAUGCUCAUCUUCUUCUUUUACGUGAUGAUGAUACAAUAGCGUAUGGAAACAUUUUCUUUUGGAUUGUAGUUGACCCCUCUGGGUUAACUCUUAGUUGGCUCCAUAGAGAAAGAGUGGCCGACACAUCAGCUGGCUUUUGGUUAAGGGAGAGUUGUGCCCUGCAGUGCUAAAGUUUUCUAAAUUACAUAACCACUACAAAACAUUUGGACCACCCAGUUCUC